This is a messenger RNA of Culex quinquefasciatus (southern house mosquito), 563 nucleotides long. RefSeq names its product translation machinery-associated protein 7 homolog. The record is from RefSeq and is a predicted model, not a curated record. The transcript is spliced from 3 exons. The coding region runs from base 106 to 300 and encodes 64 amino acids. Lineage: Eukaryota; Metazoa; Arthropoda; Insecta; Diptera; Culicidae.
CGUGCAUGCAACUGACGGAUCUGUCAAGUCUGAAAACCAUAUGAGCUCGAGCUCGCAUUUCUUUAUAAAAUCUUAAACCCUCACGUUGUAAAUUUAUCCAUCAAAAUGUCCGGACGCGAAGGAGGCAAGAAGAAGCCACUGAAGCAGCCCAAGAAGGACUCGAAAGAUAUGGACGAAGACGAUGCCGCUUUCAAGGCCAAGCAAAAGGCACAACAGAAGGCUAUGGAGGAUGCCAAGGCGAAAGCCGCAAAGGGAGGUCCUCUGGGCGUAGGAGGCAUCAAAAAAUCCGGCAAAAAGUAGUAGCAGCAGCAGUAGGCUGUCACCUGGGAAGCUAACAUGGCUGCCAUAACUGCGUCAAUGUUGCUUGUGUUGUUUCACUGAUUAACGUUCCAUCUCAUGGGUUGCUGCGCGGGGACAUGAAAAAUAACUGGACACUUUCUCACUACCUAUUCAAUAACACACUCAUUUUGCCUGGAUUUAUUGCGGAAUGCUCCGAUUGUAAGACAAAUAUGUAAUAAUGGAAGAUUUUCUUUGAUAAAUAAACUUUUAAAUCGGCUGUAAAA